GCGACCCUUCAAGCUUCAAGUUGUCAGCCGUGUGAUCAUCGAUAUACUUACGACCUUUCCGUUGGCAACGAUUUAUCGAGGAUAGUAAUUCGUGAUAUCAAAUGGAAAAGUGCGGCGCCCCAAGCUCGGCACCAUGUCGUACAAUUUUCAGUAGGACGCCACAAGUUUACAACCCUGUAGUACAACGCUGCCCUAUAAGUAUUUUUCAUGUCGGAACUAGAAGAAUCCUUCUACGCUCUUAAUUGGAAUAACUCCAUAUCAGUUGCAGUCAUAACCCUGAUAUCCUAUGAGUACAUGCUUCAGUUCGAGAAAGAGGUCACGUAUGUUUGGCAAAGACAGUGGUCAGUGAUGACAUAUCUAUACCUUGCCGUUCGAUAUUUUGGUAUCUUCCUUGCAAUAUUUGGUGCCUGCUGGGGAGGUCUAUUUUAUAUACCUGAAGCAGUGAGUUAUGGUAUGUUUCUGUUGAUGCAAUGGAGUUAUUCUGUAUAUUAUUGCUUGGCGGAAGUCGUUCUCAUCUGGCGUCUUUAUGCCAUAUACAACCAAUCUAAGCUCCUACUUUAUGUUCUGCUGGGGUUGUUCCUACCCAUCAUCGCGAUCUAUAUAGCGAUGGACAUAUUUUUAUGGAGUCGACCCUCAGCAAUCUCAGUGCAAGAAAUAACAAUAACUCCAGACAUCAAGUACUGCACGACUGUCUUCCACAUCGGGCCUAUGCCUGCGAUAUAUGCUUCUAUCCCCGUCAUAUGCUUUGAUAUUUUCCUGGUUAUCCUCGCCAUUAUCGUCCUCGGGAAGCACCUGAGAGAACGGAAGGAACUUAGAAUGAAACCUAACGCCUAUGUAAUCAUGAUCGUCCGAUAUCAUGUCAUAUACUUUGUCCUGAAUUUGGCAAGUCAAAUAAUCAUGGCGAUGUUGUGGGACGACCUUCCGACGGUGGCGAUGAAUCUCGUACUGUUGUUUAACGAUACGUCGCCGUUUAUUAUCGUGCCACGUCUUAUCAUGAGCAUUUGGGAUACGCAUGCCAAUGACAACUGUGUAAAUGUCAGUACGACAUUCGAGGAUUGCGUCUGUUGGACUUCGCCGCCGAGAUUGGAGCAGCACGAGAUGGACUCCCGCGUAUAAUGUUUCGACUUGAGGAAGAAGGUAGAUUGGAGUCCUUCUCUCAUGCUCUCGUCCUAGAAAAUUCUCUGCUACUUCAUGGGAGCAAGCAGUCCAGGGCCCAAUUUUUCUGUGUAACUAUGUACUAUCAUGUUCAUAAAGUCUCAGCAUAUAUCGAGCUUGUAUGUAAUAGCUAUGUGUAGAAGUGCGGCCUACCAUAAUUUAUUUAAAAGGAUUCGAUAUGCUC
This is a messenger RNA of Suillus subalutaceus, 1339 nucleotides long. RefSeq lists its product as uncharacterized. The record is from RefSeq and is a predicted model, not a curated record. The coding region runs from base 208 to 1116 and encodes 302 amino acids. NCBI's taxonomy places the organism in Eukaryota, Fungi, Basidiomycota, Agaricomycetes, Boletales, Suillaceae. The transcript has 14 exons.